Closterium sp. NIES-65 is the source of this 2478-nucleotide messenger RNA. The record is from the annotation of a GenBank genome assembly. Lineage: Eukaryota; Viridiplantae; Streptophyta; Zygnematophyceae; Desmidiales; Closteriaceae.
AUGGACCUGCAUUUCUUACCCCACAUCGUCGUCAUCAACCCCCACAUCAAGCAGGUGUAUGGUUCCUAUCGCCAAGCCUUCGACUUGCUCACUACGUUCCUAUUGAGCCUCACUCACUACGCAUGCAUAUGCAUGCGCGUUUGCAGGUUUCCCACUCUUAUGCAAGUGGGUGCACCCACCCACAUUCUGCUCGCACCCACAUUCUGCUCCCACCCACAUUCUGUUCCCCCAUCCCAUCUGCAAGUGUAUGACUCCUACCGCCAGGUGUACGACUCCUACCGCCAGGCUUUUGACAUGCUCACAGCAUUUCCGGAGAUCAAGACUCUCGAAGACAAUGUGAAGUUUACUCAGAUGCUUACCAUGCUGGUGGACGACCAUACGCCUCUCCUCGGGGUGCUGGCGCGGGGGGUGAGGGAGUGCGCUCUGCGGCCGCUAGUGGGGAGGGAGCUCGACCUGGACCCCUUCCUGGACAACAUGCUGCAAUCGCGGAUCAGCCGUAGGGCUGCGGUCGCUAAUCAGCCGCAGAGUCAUCGCAUCGCAGAGCACAUCAAAGUCUCUCACACAUGCUUCCUCACCCCGCACCCGUUUUCCAUCCCUCCACUUCCCCCGCCUAAUCACAGGCUGCGAUCGCGAAUUAGCCGCAGGGUCAUCGCAGAGCAUCACAUCUGCCUGCAGCAUCAACGGCCAGGAUUCAUUGGCGUCAUCUGUUCCCAGCUCUCCAUGCAGGCGGUGGUGGGUGCAUCACUCUCCAUGCAAGCAGUAGUCCAAGCAGCAGUGCACAGAUGUGUCUCGCUGCACCUUAUGCGUCUGCCCUCCUGUCACCAAGUAUACGUCCGUCCCCCCGCCCCUCUCCCCCAUCAGCUCUCCAUGCGUGCAGUGGUGGAAGCAGCAGUCAAGCCGUGCACGGACGUCUCUCAACGCACCUUCGGCUUCUGCCCUGAGUUCACCACUCUCCUCUUAACCCCCCACCCGCAACAGCUCUCCAUGCAAGCAGUGGUAGAAGCAGCAGUCAAGCAAUGCACGGACGUCUCUCAACGCACCUUUGGCUUCUGCCCUGAGUUCACCACUCUCCUCUUAACCCCCCACCCGCAACAGCUCUCCAUGCAAGCAGUGGUAGAAGCAGCAGUCAAGCAGUGCACGGACGUCUCUCGCCGCACCUUUGGCUUCUGCCCUGAGUUCACCUCUCUCCUCCUCUUAAUCCCCCAGCCGCAACAGCUCUCCAUGCAAGCAGUAGUCCAAGCAGCAGUCAAGCAGUGCACAGACGUCUCUCAACGCACAUUCGGAUUCUGCCCUGAGUUCACCGUGCAUGGGGAUGUGCACUCCACUCCACCUUCUGCUGCUCCCCUUCCCCUCCCCCCAUUCCACCAGCUCUCCAUGCAAGCAGUGCUCUCCAUGGCAAGCAGUGCACAGAUGUCUCUCGCUGCACAUUUGUCUCAGCAGUUCCCCUUCCCCCGUUCUCCUCGCUCCACCCCUUCCUUCCAGCUCUCAAUGCAAGCGGUGGUCGAAGCAGCGGUCAAGCAGUGCGCGGACGUGUCUCGCCGCACGUUCGGCUUCUGCCCUGAGUUUGACGUGCAUGGGGAUGUGCACUCCACCUUUGCCUACGUGCCGGCACACAUCGAGUACAUGCUGUUCGAGAUUCUCAAGUUUGACGUGCAUGGCGAUCUGCACUCCACCUUUGCCUAUGUGCUGGCGCACAUCGAGUACAUGCUGUUUGAGAUUCUCAAGUUUGACGUGCAUGGGGAUGUGCAAUCCACCUUUGCUUACGUGCCGGCACUCAUCGAAUACAUGCUCUUUGAGAUACUCAAGAACGCAUCGCGAGCAGUGGAGCAUCGUCUGAAGAAGGCGCACGAGGAGGGCAAGACAGCCUCUCAUAACGCAUCGCGGGCAGUGGUGGAGCAUCAUUUGAAGAAAGCUCACGAGGAGGGCAAGACAGCCUCUCAGGCGACCUUUCCUCCCGUUACAAUCACAGUCUGCAGAGGUCACAACGAAAGCACAAUCAAGGUGUCGGACCAGGGAGGGGGGAUUGCGAACGAGCUAAAGGAGAAGGUGAUGGGAGUGUCCCAUGGCCCCUCCUCUCUCCCCAUUUCUCUUUCCCCUCUCAUGGCUGGCCCUCUUGACUCCCAUGGCAGCCCCAUGGCCGGCCUGGGAUUCGGCCUUCCCCUCUCCCGACUCAUGUGUGGCUUUGCUCGGCACUCUCUGCACCACUCCCCACCCAUCUCCACCACUCUCCCCUACCCGCCAGGCCCUCUUGACUCCCACGGCAGCCCCAUGGCUGGAUUGGGCUUCGGCCUUCUACUCUCCCAUCGGAUUCACCUCUGGUUGGCACUAUCUGCACCACUCCCCACCCCCCUUUACCGCUCCCUCUUCCCUCCUCGGCAGGCCCUCUCGACUCCCACGGCAGUCCCAUGGCUGGAUUGGGGUUCGGCCUUCCCCUCUCCCGUCUGCAUGCACAGUACUUUGGGGGAGACAUUGAGGUAA